GAAAUUUAAAUGUCUGAGAUUCGCGCUUCAGGAUCGUGACGUGUGCGCUCGUCGUACAGUGGGCAUUAAGGAACUAAACAAAACUACACAUAUAGUCUGUCUAUAUAUUUAUUACACUGUUACGCACUCAGCAGAGAUGAAUUAGGAACUGAUUCAUAUUUUUGAUUAUGGGCGGAGCUAUAUGACAUCGCUGCACGUGUGUAAAGACUUCAGAGAAAGUGAAACUUAACAGGUGAACUGGAAGCUUCUUAAAAACAACAUUUCUCUUCAGAAACUCUGAAAUUAACGAUCAAAUCUGAUAUUCACUCAAAGUCAUGGCAUCCUCCAGUGGUCCAGCUCUAAAUGAGGAGCUCCAGUGCUCCAUCUGUCUGGAAGUGUUCACUGAUCCAGUCACCACUCCAUGUGGACACAACUUCUGCAGAUCCUGCCUGAGCACGAACACACAGACCUACUUCUGUCCGUUCUGUAAAGAAAGAUUCAGCAGAAGACCUGAUGUCAAGAUUAAUUCAACACUCAGAGAGGUUGCACAACACUUUAAGGAGAAGCUCAAUCUAGGAGAAUCUGAAGUGUUCUGUGACAUCUGCAAUAAAAGAAAGCAGAAAGCUGUGAAGUCCUGCCUGAUGUGUCAAAGCUCUUACUGUGAUGAUCAUCUGGAGCCUCAUCUCAGAGUCCCACGUCUAAUGAAUCACACAUUGAUCAACGCUGUGGAAAAUCUGGAGGAUUAUAUAUGCCAGAAACAUGAGAGACCUCUGGAGAUGUUCUGCAGAGAUGAUCAGACGUGUGUUUGUCUGUUCUGCACUGAAGGAGAACACAGGACUCACAACACUGUUCCUAUAGAGGAGGAGAGUCGAGAGAAGAAGGAUCAGCUGGUUCAGACACAGACUGAUGUUCAUCAGAUGAUCCAGGACAGAAUGAAGAAGAUUCAAGAGAUCAAACACUCAGUAGAGCUGAGAAAGAGAAACACAGAGAAAGAGAAAUCCUCCAGUGUUGAGAUCUUCACUGAUCUGAUCCGCUCCAUUGAGAGAUGUCAGUCUGAGCAGCUGAAGAUGAUGGAGGAACAGCAGAAAGAAGCAGAGAAACAGGCUGAAGAUCUCAUUAAAGAGCUGCAGCAGGAAAUCACUGAGCUGAAGAAGAGAAACACUGAGCUGGAGCAGAUCUCACACACUGAUGAUCAUCUCCACCUCAUACAGAUGUGCUCAUCCCUGUCCAGUCGUCCACACACCAAGAACUGGACUGAGAUCAGGAUUGACUCUGAUGUGAAUGUGAACUCUCUGAAAAGAGCUCUGACUCUACUGAGGAAAACUCUACAUGGGACACUAAAUGAAAAACUCAGUCAAACUGUGUUCACAGAGUUGAAGUCUGCGCAGAAGUUUGCAGUGGAUGUGACUCUGGAUCCUGAUACAGCUUAUCCAUAUCUCAUCCUGUCUGAUGAUGGAAAACAAGUCAGUCAUGGAAACAUUAAGCAGAACGUCCCAAAAACACCAAAGAGAUUUGAUAAGGGUCCUUGUGUUCUGGCAAAGCAGGGAUUCAGUUCAGGGAGAUUUUACUAUGAGGUGCAGGUGAAGGGAAAGACUCGGUGGGGUUUUGGAGUGAUUAAAGAAUCCAUUAACAGGAAGGGGGAGAUCAUAAUGACUCCUGGUAAUGGAUACUGGACUGUGAUUCUGAGGAAUGAGAAUCAAUAUAAAGCUGCUGAUGAUCCAUCUGUCUCUUUAUCUCUGAGAGUGAAACCUGAGAAGGUGGGAGUGUUUGUGGAUUAUGAGGAGGGUCUGGUCUCUUUUUAUGACGUGGACUCCAGCUCUCAUAUCUACUCUUUCACUGGUCAGACUUUCACUGAGAAACUCUAUCCAUUUUUUAGCCCAUGCCAUAAUAAACAAGGUAAAAACUCAAAGCCACUGAUCAUCACACCUGUCAACUGAAACAAACAAAAAACAUAAAAUCUGAAAAGAUUAAAUAUGGAUGUGAUGUUCUUAGAAUAUGUAAAUAAAAACCAAAGAAGAAUUUACACAAUCAAGUAGAUUUUACUUACAAAUAUAAAGAAAAUUUAAAUGCAAAUUUUAGUGCAAAAAGAAAUAUAUAUUCAGGCCUUUAGAAAAAAAUAGUCACUGACAAAACAUGAACUAUAAUGAAAUAUUUGUGAGUUAUAUGUACAUGUAAAUGGAAAAUUUGUUACACAUCUAUAUAUUUCUUUUGUCUUUCAUUAAUACUUUGCUUUUCAAAUUGAAUAUGAAAUUGUUUCUACAUGUUAUUUUGUAAAGAAAUCUCUGAAGCCAUUUUCUCUCUCCUCUCCAGCUGUUAACACUAAAUUACUUGUGAAAUAUUGUGAUUUUUGGUUUAUAUUGUAAUAUCUGAAUAAAGUCAAGA
Molecule: messenger RNA, 2361 nt
Organism: Megalobrama amblycephala (Wuchang bream)
Lineage: Eukaryota; Metazoa; Chordata; Actinopteri; Cypriniformes; Xenocyprididae
Product: E3 ubiquitin-protein ligase TRIM39-like
Exons: 7
Coding region: 315-1916 (533 amino acids)
Biological process (GO): protein ubiquitination
Molecular function (GO): zinc ion binding; ubiquitin-protein transferase activity; protein binding
Source: RefSeq, a predicted model, not a curated record